AGUGCCGAGUGUGCUUGCUGCCUUAGUCAGCUGUGAGACCUCUCCCGCGGGGGCAGCUCUUUUCUGAUGGAAAAGGAGCAGCUGUGAAGGUGCUGUUUCAGGCUCUUGCUGGUAUUAAAAAAAAAAAAAAAACACUCACAACUAACUUGCAGUGGAGAGGGGGAACCAGAUCAUGUGACUCCAACCAUCCUACCCUAUGUCACAGUGUGUAGGAGCGCUGAUUGCUCUUAUCCAAUCAUGCCUGGAAUGCUGCUUGCCACUUGGGCUAUUUCUGCUAUCUGUCGCUAUCAGUGCUGCAGUGCUAACAGUUUGGCAGAUGGGACACUUUUUCUUGGAGUUUGUCUUUGUUUUUUAACUUCUGGCAGUGCCUGAAUUGUUGCUGUUCUCCCUCUCUCCCUUUCUUCUCUUUGUUAAACCAUGGCCCAUCGGCUGCGGUUUCAUUUUGGCUCUGGACGAAGCAACACGGCCCCUGAAUCUGAGAUCCUAGACCGAGAGAGAGAAGAUGACUUUUUCAUGGCAUUCCACACUUUGCCAAGAAGAAACAGUCCUCAUCCUUUCUCCCGACAUGGAGCGGAUUAUGGUGGCGGUGAUUUGCAAGAAGUGGGCUCCUUAAAAAGAAGCACAUCGAUGUUUAUUCCUCAGCUGCUGAACAAUAUUGAGGUGCGUCCAACAAGGAGCUCAUCUAUGCAGAUUUCUCUUCAGCGCAAAGCUGUGAAUGGCUGUGCUGAUGAGUGUGGAGCCCCAGAGUCUCCUGAGGAGACUCUUCCAUGUAAAUUCUCAGACUUCAGGGAGCAUUACACGUGCCCAGUUGACAGUCAUUCUUUUUCUCCAAGCAGUCCACAAGUAACCCCAGAGAAUUCUCCACCGAGGAUGCCUGAAGAGACUGGGCAACGGCUUAAUGGAGCUGUUUCCUGUAAUCACAGAAUAUUUUGUACAAUUCCUUCCAAUAACCAGAAUGAUGAUGUUGCAACGACUGCCGAAGAAGAUGAAGCAAGUGAAGCGGCUUCAGGGUUAAACAUAAGUGGUGUAAGAAUUCAGCAUCGCGCUUCAAGCGCAGAUAUGCAUCAGGUUAUGCUAUCGCCCUUUGGUUCCGAGGUUCAGGAUAACGCCCCUGCCUCUGAACCCAGACGCUGGUCUUUGCAGCAUCUGCCAGACACGUCAGCAAAUUCAGGGAAAAAGUUGUUUGUUUUCCAGUUGCAGCAAUCACAGGCAAGUGGUCCAGGUACAGGAAGCGACUAUAAUUUUGGUUUUACUGGCACAAAAGGAAAUAGAUUGGUCAGGUAUCCUCGCAUACGGCUGGAGAGGAGUACUUCCUACCCUGUCCAGCCGCAACCAGAACAAAUUAGCCUUGUAGAAGGCGGAGGGAAUUCAGAACUGCAUGGAAAUAGCAGAAAUGGGUCAGAAAUAUCUAGAAGCAAUUCGGUAGAGAGGAUUCCUCAAGGGCAGGGAUGCUUGUUUAAAAUCAGACCAGAUCAAAACACAAGGCAGCAACACUUCAGAAUUCUUGUAACCCGUGGUACUGAAGAACAAAAUCAAGUUCCUGAUGAAGACGUCCCUGAUACCUCUGGGCAUACAGUGACCAGUGCCACAACUAGAGACGACUUCCUGGGUCAAGUGGACGUGCCACUUAAUCAUCUACCGACAGAAGACCCAACCAUGGAACGGCCAUACACAUUUAAGGAUUUCCUUCUCAGACCAAGAAGCCACAAAUCUCGGGUAAAGGGUUUCUUAAGACUGAAAAUGGCCUAUAUGCCAAAAAAUGGAGGACAAGAGGAAGAAACUACUGAACAAAGGGAGGAAUCUGAGCGUGCAUGGGAGGUGGUUGACUCCAAUGACUCUGUAUCUCAUCAUCAAGAGGAGUUACCACCUCCUCCACUGCCUCCUGGAUGGGAAGAAAAAGUGGACAAUUUGGGACGUACUUACUAUGUCAACCAUAACAACAGGACAACUCAGUGGCACCGACCAAGUUUAAUUGACGUUGCAUCUGAUUCUGACAACAACAUCAGACAGAUAAACCAAGAGGCAGCCCAUAGACGGUUUCGUUCUCGGAGACACAUUAGUGAGGAUUUGGAGCCUGAGCCUUCGGAGAGUGGAGAUGCAUCUGAACCCUGGGAAACCAUUUCAGAGGAAGCGAGUCUAAGUGGAGAUUCCUUAAGCCUGUCACUGCCACCACCCCCGGCUUCUCCAGUCUCUCGGACCAGUCCUCAGGAGCUGUCUGAUGAAUUGAACAGAAGACUUCAGGUCACUCCUGAUUCCAAUGGGGAACAAUUUGGUUCUUUGAUUCAGAGAGAUCCUUCUUCAAGAUUGAGAUCUUGCAGUGUAACAGAUGCAGUUGCUGAACAGUCUCACUUAUCACUGCAGAGUGGUCCAUCUAGGAGAGCUCGUUCUUCAACUGUCACAGGUGGUGAAGAACCAACGCCAUCAGUGGCCUACGUACAUACUACACCAGGCUUACCUUCAGGCUGGGAAGAAAGAAAAGAUGCUAAGGGACGUACAUAUUAUGUCAAUCAUAACAAUCGAACCACAACUUGGACUCGGCCCAUUAUGCAGCUUGCAGAAGAUGGUGCAGUUGGGUCAGCAGCAAACAGUAACAACCAUCUAAGUGAGCCUCAGAUAAGGCGGCCUCGUAGCCUCAGCUCACCCACAGUAACUUUAUCUGCUCCACUUGAGUUUGCCAAGGACUCGCCUGUGCGCAGAGCUGUCAAGGACACCCUUUCCAAUCCACAGUCUCCACAGCCGUCACCCUAUAAUUCUCCUAAGCCCCAACACAAAGUGACACAGAGCUUCUUGCCACCUGGUUGGGAGAUGAGAAUAGCUCCAAAUGGCAGGCCCUUCUUCAUUGAUCAUAAUACUAAGACUACCACAUGGGAAGAUCCACGGCUGAAAUUUCCAGUGCAUUUGAGAUCAAAAGCUUCUUUGAACCCUAAUGAUUUGGGCCCUCUUCCUCCUGGUUGGGAGGAAAGAAUCCAUUUGGAUGGAAGAACAUUUUAUAUAGAUCAUAGAAGCCAGGUGUUGAUAUGUGGAGACAUUGAUACCAGAGACUUAGUGCCCUCAUACGAUAGUAAAAUUACUCAGUGGGAAGACCCCAGAUUGCAGAACCCUGCUAUUACUGGUCCUGCUGUUCCCUAUUCCAGAGAGUUCAAACAGAAAUACGAUUACUUCAGGAAGAAGUUAAAGAAACCAGCUGAUAUUCCAAACAGAUUUGAGAUGAAACUACACAGAAACAAUAUUUUUGAGGAAUCCUAUAGAAGAAUCAUGUCUGUGAAGAGGUCUGAUGUACUAAAAGCCAGACUCUGGAUUGAAUUUGAGUCAGAAAAAGGACUUGACUAUGGAGGCGUGGCUAGAGAAUGGUUCUUCCUGUUGUCUAAGGAGAUGUUUAAUCCUUAUUAUGGUCUCUUUGAAUAUUCAGCAACGGACAACUAUACCCUUCAGAUUAAUCCCAAUUCAGGUCUUUGUAAUGAAGAUCAUCUGUCCUAUUUCACGUUUAUUGGACGAGUUGCUGGCCUGGCAGUGUUUCAUGGGAAGCUAUUAGAUGGCUUCUUCAUCAGGCCUUUUUAUAAGAUGAUGCUAGGGAAACAAAUAACGCUGAAAGACAUGGAGUCAGUGGAUAGUGAAUAUUAUAACUCUUUGAAAUGGAUCCUGGAAAAUGACCCUACGGAGCUGGAUCUCAUGUUUUGCAUAGAUGAGGAAAACUUUGGACAGACGUAUCAAGUCGAUUUGAAGCCAAAUGGGUCAGAAAUCAUGGUAACAAAUGAAAACAAAAGGGAAUAUAUUGACUUAGUCAUCCAGUGGAGGUUUGUAAACAGAGUUCAGAAACAAAUGAACGCUUUCUUGGAGGGAUUCACAGAACUCCUUCCUAUAGACUUGAUUAAAAUUUUUGAUGAAAAUGAGUUGGAGUUAUUAAUGUGUGGCCUUGGCGAUGUUGAUGUUAACGACUGGAGACAACACACAAUCUACAAGAAUGGUUACUGCCCAAAUCAUCCUGUCAUCCAGUGGUACUGGAAGGCUGUCUUACUGAUGGACGCUGAAAAGCGUAUCCGGUUGUUGCAGUUUGUUACUGGGACAUCACGAGUGCCUAUGAAUGGAUUUGCUGAACUUUAUGGUUCAAAUGGUCCUCAGCUGUUUACAAUAGAGCAAUGGGGAAGUCCUGAAAAAUUGCCCAGAGCUCACACAUGCUUUAAUCGCCUUGACUUACCUCCUUAUGAAUCUUUUGAAGAUUUACGAGAGAAGCUUCUUAUGGCAGUUGAAAAUGCUCAAGGAUUUGAAGGAGUGGAUUAAAACAGCUACUUUUUUUUCCAUCGAGCAAGUUCUGCUUGAACUGUUGAAUUUGCCUAAUGGACAUUAACAAGUGACAAUGGCAGAACAGUUGCACAAUGUUGGUUCAUGGAGCAAACUCUUCUACAGUGCAGUUGCCUAAAUUCAGAAAUUUGAACUACAACCUGUGGAUAACAUUUCUGAUAUUUCCACAGUAAAUCACCAACUGGUUGACAUGUACUCUAAUUACAUUUCAGCAGGACUUGUUCUAUUUAUGUUGUGCCUCUGUAGGCAAAGCCCUUAAUAAAUAUUUUACAUACUUUCUAAUGA
This is a messenger RNA of Trachemys scripta elegans, 4584 nucleotides long. It is a transcript of the gene NEDD4L, whose product is annotated as NEDD4 like E3 ubiquitin protein ligase. Gene Ontology annotation, biological process: regulation of dendrite morphogenesis; ubiquitin-dependent protein catabolic process. NCBI's taxonomy places the organism in Eukaryota, Metazoa, Chordata, Testudines, Emydidae. The transcript is spliced from 28 exons. The record is from RefSeq and is a predicted model, not a curated record. Gene Ontology annotation, molecular function: protein binding; sodium channel inhibitor activity; ubiquitin protein ligase activity. The coding region runs from base 418 to 4278 and encodes 1286 amino acids.